Molecule: messenger RNA, 735 nt
Organism: Exophiala aquamarina CBS 119918
Lineage: Eukaryota; Fungi; Ascomycota; Eurotiomycetes; Chaetothyriales; Herpotrichiellaceae
Exons: 1
Coding region: 1-735 (244 amino acids)
Biological process (GO): shikimate metabolic process; chorismate biosynthetic process
Molecular function (GO): shikimate 3-dehydrogenase (NADP+) activity
Source: RefSeq, a predicted model, not a curated record
AUGCCCUAUAAGAGUAUGAUCUUAGGUCAACUCAAUGAGGUAGAUGAGCUUGCAAGAACUCUGGCGGCAUGCAACACGGUGUGUAAAUAUCGCAGUGGGUCGGAUCGUAAACUCAUUGGCACCAAUGUCGACUGGUGUGGCAUUUCAGGGUCGCUUUUAGAAGGCUCCUUGCCACUCUGUCUACCUUCAAGCAAAGUCGCACUUGUAAUCGGUGCCGGUGGUGCAGCGCGAGCCGCGAUCUAUGCACUGUCGGCACAGAUCGGCUGCCGUGAGAUCUAUAUCUUGAAUCGGGACGAGCAAGAAGUGCUAGACCUCAUGCGAGAUGUCGACGAGCACUACGACUCCCAGCCUCGUAUCACUCAUGUCAAAUCAAUACAACAUGCUCGAACACUAAGGACACCAGUCUACAUCGUCGGCACUGUGCCGGACUUCGAACCAGUCACAGCAGAGGAGAAAAUGCUGAAAAGCCUGCUCACGAUAUUUCUUGACCGACCAGAGAAGGGAGUUAUGCUUGACAUGUGUUACAAACCGCGACGGACAAGACAUCUCAUCCUGGGCGAAGCAUACAAGUGGCGGACAAUCGAAGGCACCCACGUCAUCGGCCAUCAGGCUGAGCUUCAAUGGAGAGCCUGGGUUGGUGAUGAGGGACUUCAGAUACUCGACAAACAAGGGAUGUGGGAAUGCUUGCAGCGCACUGCUGAUGAAAGCGCGAUUGUAAAUCCAAGGCGCAAGUGA